This is a messenger RNA of Fusarium coffeatum, 681 nucleotides long. RefSeq lists its product as uncharacterized. NCBI's taxonomy places the organism in Eukaryota, Fungi, Ascomycota, Sordariomycetes, Hypocreales, Nectriaceae. The record is from RefSeq and is a predicted model, not a curated record. The transcript has 2 exons. Bases 1 to 681 code for a protein of 226 amino acids.
AUGGUAGAUGAGAGUGCGCGAUCUGUCACACUGGAGGGCUUCCCUCUGGCGAUGACCACCAUUAUCCUAGUAUCCGUCGUUCUGGCCACAAUCACAGUUGCUCUGCGAGCGAUAGUCCGGAUGAAAGAUGGUACCUUUGGACUUGACGACUGGCUGAUUGUAGGAGCUGUGGUAAUUUACAUCGCUGAUACAGGUCUCGCCGUACAUGCAGUCUCAGUCGGAAUAGGUUCGAAAGACGAAAAUCUCAAUCCGUAUUUGCAAGCCGAGUCGCAAAAGUUUUACAUCAUUUGGAUCACCGUCUACGUCGUCGCUGUCGCUCUCAUUAAAACCUCCGUCUGCGUAACGCUUAGAAGAAUUGCUGCGAAGGCCGUACCGAUAUUGCAAUACUCCAUUUGGGUGCUCUUUGCAUUAACCUGGGCAUCAUUCUGCGUAACGUUCUUCGGCAUCUUAACGUUCUGUCGACCUGUUGAAGCCAAUUGGAAUACGUAUCUGGUGUUGGAAGGAAAGGCUACUUGUGCGAGUACCGAAACCUUGAUUGGAAUCAGCCAUACCAAUACAGCCACGAGUAUCGUCACCGAUGUUGGCUGCGUCGUGUUGCCUGGAAUACUGCUAUGGAAAACGCAGAUGCCAUUCAAAGCAAAACUGCAAGUCCUUGGACUCCUUUCUCUAGCCUCUGUGUAA